This is a messenger RNA of Micropterus dolomieu (smallmouth bass), 4521 nucleotides long. Its product is annotated as lamin-A-like. The record is from RefSeq and is a predicted model, not a curated record. Lineage: Eukaryota; Metazoa; Chordata; Actinopteri; Centrarchiformes; Centrarchidae. The transcript has 14 exons. The coding region runs from base 390 to 2330 and encodes 646 amino acids.
GGACCUGUCAUUCCAUUAACUCCACCCUGACAGAAAAAAUAUAAAACCAGAAACGACUUGGUUCUGACUGUCAGACCUUUCGACUUUCAAGAUGACUUGUGAGAAUUCUUCUAUCAUUCACUGGGAAUGUAAUGCAAGAGAUUUGUGGACUCUUCCCUCCUUGGAUUCAGUGGACAGGUUAUUUUUCUGCCAUGGAUAACACCAGAAUCCUGCAAUGAGUAGGUACAUGUGCAGUGAGCGACAGCUAGGAGAGCAGUUCAGGGCACGAGCCAAAGGCACACACACCCACUAGCAGAGAGCAAGACUGCAUUAUUCAAGGAUCCUCUUCUCUACGCUCCUCUGGGCCAGUGACUCACCCCCUCUGUACCUCUUGCUGAGCCAUUAUUACCAUGGAAACCCCGAGCCAGAAACGCACCAGCCGUGGUGCCACCUCCCCGGCCCGCAUCACCAGGCUGCAGGAGAAGGAGGACCUGUGUAACCUCAAUGACCGCCUGGCUGUCUACAUUGAUAAGGUGCGCUCACUGGAGUCGGAGAACGCUGUUCUGCGACUGCGUAUCACUGAGUCGGAGUCCUCGGUCACUCGUGAUGUGUCGGGCAUGAAGGCUACCUAUGAAGCAGAGCUGGCCGACGCCCGCAAGACCCUGGACCAGGUGGCCAAGGAGCGAGCACGCCUGCAGCUGGAGCUGGGAAAGAUAAGGGAGGAGCACAAGGAGCUCAAAGCCAGGAAUAGUAAAAAGGAGUCUGACCUGGAGGCGGCUCUGCUCAGGCUGAGGGACCUUGAGGCCCUGCUCAACUCUAAAGAUGCUUCUCUCAACACUGCCAUGGGGGAGAAGCGAACCCUGGAGGCUGAGGUGAAGGACCUCAAGGCCCAGCUGGCCAAGUUGGAGAGUAACUUAGCUGAUGCCAAGAGGCAGUUGCAGGAUGAGAUGCUGAGGAGAGUGGAUGCAGAGAACCGCCUGCAGACCGUGAAGGAGGAACUGGAGUUCCAGAAGAACAUCUACAACGAGGAGCUGCGUGAGUCUAAGCGUCGGUACGAGUCUAACGUCGUGGAGAUCGACAGCGGGUGUCAGCGGGAAUUUGAGAGCAAGCUGUCGGAGGCCCUGGCUGAAAUGAGAGCCCAACACGAGGAACAGGUCCGCCUCUACAAGGAGGAGAUUGAGAAGACCUACAACUCUAAGUUGGAGAAUGCCCGUCAUUCAGCUGAAAGGAACAGCCACAUGGCGGGAGCUGCCCAUGAAGAGCUGCAGCAGAGCCGUGUUCGAAUAGAGAGCAUGUCAAGCCAGCUCGGCCUGCUGCAGAAACAGCUGUCGGCAAGUGAGGCCAAGGUGCGUGAACUGGAGGAGUCUCUGUCAAGAGAGCGGGACAUGAUGCGCCGGCGUCUGGAGGAUAAAGAGCGGGAGAUGGCUGACAUCCGAGCUCGGAUGUUGCAGCAACUCGAGGAGUACCAGGAGCUGCUGGACAUCAAACUGGCCCUGGACAUGGAGAUUAAUGCUUACAGGAAGCUGCUGGAGGGAGAGGAGGAGAGGCUGCGUCUGUCACCCAGUCCUCAACCCACCAAGGUCACAGUGGCGCGGACCUCUGGCUCAGGCCACAGCCACACCAGCCGCCUGGUCCAUUCCGCUGCCACCGCCUCCAGCAGCCGCAACUCCUCCGGCACGGGCAGCACCAAGAAGCGCCGCCUGAACGACAAUGACAGUGAGACCUCCAGCAUGGUGGGAGGAACUGUGACCAAGACUCGCAUUAGUCAGCACGCCUCCGCCAGCGGCCGCAUCACAGUGGACGAAGUUGACCUGGAGGGCAAGUUCAUCCGUCUCAGCAACAAGGCCGACGAGGACCAAUCUCUGGGCAACUGGCAGGUGAAGAGACAAGUAGGUAGUGCCACCCCCAUCAUCUACAAGUUUCCCCACAAGUUCACCCUGAAGGCUGGAGGAACUGUCACUAUCUGGGCUGCAUCUGGCGGUGGAACCCACAACCCCCCAACUGACCUGGUGUGGAAGAGCCAGAACUCCUGGGGCACCGGCGAGCUCCUGCAGACCAUCCUCAUCAAUGCCAACGGAGAGGAAAUGGCCAUGAGGAAAGUAACACGGACCUUGUUCCAUGAUGAUGAAGAUGAUGACAUGGGAGCUCACAGCACGAGCGGUGCAGAGAACGAGUACAACUUGCGGAGCCGCAAGGUGAUCUGUGACUCCUGUGGGCAGCCGUCAGAGCGUGGCUCAGGUGUUUGCAGCAGCGGGGGUCUACCUGAAGGCCUCGUGGGACAUUCCUUUUUCAUGGGCACCAACGAGCCCAGACAGGGCCGUGCCAAGCCGGAGAACUGCUCCAUCAUGUAAAACCAAACAGCACCUCACGUGAACCCACCACCACCUGUAGCCCACAAAAAAUAUUUUCUACUGUUGGGAUGUAUCUUUAUUUUUUUAUAUGAUCUCGUCAGAUUUUGUAUUCAAAUUUAUCUGCAUGUUAAAUUUGCUUUGAGGUUUUGGCAAAGGGCACAGGAUUUUCAUAAUCAACCUUUGAGGUUUUUUUUUUUUAUAUAUAUAUUCAAGUUAUGUUAUUGCAUGUGUGCCUCGCUAAUGCUUGUACUCUAUCCUGCUCUUCUUGCGCCCUCUCACACUCACACAUUGACACACAGACAUAGAGCUCCAUUGACCAGUGCUUCGAUCCAAGCCGGGGUUUCACAUUUAAUGGCCAAGCUGUCAUCACUCAACACGCACAGCUAGUGAACCCUGACAGGAAUAAGUCUCUACAGCCAUACAGACAUCAGGAGAAUGAAUCCUGUGGGGUUUGUUAAUCAUGUUUAUCGCCCAUCAAAUAGAUUUAUUUAAGAUGUUGGUGAUGUUGAAAUUUAUUUUCCUUGUUUCUUUGGAACAGUAUUGUGCUAACUUUAUAUGCUACAGAGAAAAGAAAACUUAUUUUUCUAAUCUACAUUAGAAAAGUCAAGGAAAGCCAAAGUGCUGUAAGCUCAGGGUGUUCAGCAGCUGUUUUCACCUUGGCCUUAGACAAACAUGUUAUAAUACAUUUCCUAUGUGGAUUUAGAUGGUUGGACAGCUGUGGACACAGAGAAAGUAAUUACUUGAGAUGAAUGUAUAUUUUUCUGUAAUUCCCAGCUCGACCCCAGAGAAAUGUAUUAUGUUUUUGAACGUGUAUAUAAAUAGGGAAUUAUUCUUUGCUGGAUAAGUUGAUUGUACCUGGUUAAAUGAAUCCCAUAUGUAGCUCAGAUUGAUGUACAUGUAGAUGGGUUGCCUUAAUUGUUUUUUUUUGUUUGUUUUUUUAAAAGUAAUUCCAAAGAGGUUUUGUCGUGAUCAAAGGAAAAUGUAGAAUUUAUUUUCUACGUUGGGAAAAUAUCUAUUGAGUUUUGACUGAUAAAUUUGGUGCCAUAUAUAUAUACAGUUUAUAUUUAUAGGAUUUCUCAGCUUAUUCAACUAAAUGAACACUAUUCUAAUAUAUAACUAAUUGCAGCUAUUAACAGAGUGCAACAGAUUUAUUUGGAAACAUUUUAACAAGCUUUUUUAGAGAUUAUAAAUACAAAUGUGCCUUUGGAGGACAGAAAAAAACCCAUAAUCAAUCCGUGUUCUUUGAGCACAUGCCUCAUAUUGCAGUCUUGUGACUGUCAGCUGUCCUCUGGUUUGUGUUGAGGUUUUUCCUGGUCAUAAGGGCUUAUUUUCCCUUUCCUCUAAGCUUACUGGCUUUGCAAAUCUCUAGGCAUGAUUUUGGGAUCUGAGUAGGAUUGUGGGCUUUUGUAUACUUUGGCUUCAAAAAAAAAUACUUGAUAGCUGUUUUUGAUAUUUUGUUUUGUUACUUUUUUUUUUAUUUGUGCCACAUUAGAUUCUUCUUUUUUGCCUCAAGUAGAUAUUUGAUUUUGACACUAUGAUUGCUAAAGUGCCUUAAAGUCCAUGACAGUUGUUAGUUAAAAGAAAUGGCCAGCUCCAAAGAUGUUUAGUAUUUGGCCUCUGUGACACAUUUAUAAUAGACACAGACAUAGCAUUUAUGUCAUAUGUACAUUUGAGACAAGCUUACUGUGUGUAAUAUAUGCAACUAUUAAAUGAAUCAUCCCUCUCAGAACAGAUCACCCAAAGGGUGUGGUCAGAGUUUUUCAGAGGCCUGUUUGAAUUUAAACCAGAAAGAACCUUCUUCCUUUUGUUUGUGUUUUCUUAAGAAACAUACAGCUGCUCUUUAACUUGUGUAUGCAAUGGUGGUUCAAGUUAAUGAACAACCAAGACACUUAUAAAAUCAGAUUCAAACCACAGAUGUAACAAAACCUCUUGAAAGGCCUUUGUGAAAUCCUGAACCCUCCCUUUUUUAAGUCUUGUUGGAGGCCUCCUGAAUCAUUUUAAGGACCUGAGGAUUUAAAAUGUUACAGAAAGGGAUUUGUUUUGAGCAUUUAAUGCCAAAGUUAUAAUUUGCUUGAAGUUUUGUCAUUUCUAUCAUAACGAUUCUGUUAAAAUUAUGGAAAAGCCAUGCAUUCAGUUGAUGUAAUUUGUUUUCUUUUCUAAAAUGAGUAAAAUUCUUUUUUUUUUUUUCCAA